AUGAAUCAAGCCCUUGGGGGAGGGGGAUGUCGGAGGUCACGUGACAUAACCAAGGCUUCUUACUGGCCUUCGCUGAUUAGACCCACGCCCCCUUUCUGGCGCUGGGGUAUAAAAGGGCUCGGCGGCGGGGGAGAGGUGUCAGUCAUCUCCGAGAGCGGGCGGAAUAAAAAAGUGUCCAUGGCGGGCAGUGACCAUCUGGAUGAGGUGCUGGCGGAGGUGGGCUACGGCAGGUGGCAGGUGCCCAUCGUGCUGCUCAGCCUGGCAAUUCAUGCCAUGGUCCCUGUGCAUCAGCUCGGGUCCACGCUGCUGAGCUCUCCUGUCGACUUCCGUUGCCUUCGCCCCCACGCCUCGCCCGCCCUCGCUGCCAACGACAGCGAGGGGAGCGGGUACCAGACAGAUCUGCCUGCCGACGACCUGCCCGAGUUUCCAAGCCUCUGCCUCGACCCUGUCAACCUGUCUGCUGCCCUCCGCCCUGCCAACACGACCGUCAGUAAAGUCAGCCUCACGCGGAUCUCCACUGGCAUACCGUCCUGUCCGGAGGUUGAAUAUGACACCUCCGUUUUCACCUCAACUAUAAUUACGGAGUGGCACCUGAUUUGCGAGAGGACAUCGUGGAGGACGCUGUUCCCGAUGAUGUACCCGAUCGGGUCUCUGGUCGGGAGCGCCGUCGGGGGCUACUUCAGCGACAGGAUCGGCCGAAAGUUAACAUCCAGAAUCGGCGUCCUGCUCGCUCUGCCCACGUGCCUCGGGAUCACUGUGGUGCCCUGGUUCAGCGUCAUGUUGGCCAUGAAGAUGCUGGCAGGAUUUGCGGCGAUUUUCGUGUUCUAUCCGUGCUACAGCCUCGCCGCCGAGACGUCGCCGCCACGGUACAGAGGCCCCACCUUAAUGCUCCUCUCCUUGUCCUUCUUCGUGGUCAUGACGGCGUUCGGGGCUCUCGGCUACGUGGUGACGGCGUGGAGAGUCCUCUGGCUCGUCUGCAACAUCCCUCUCUUGCUCGCAGUGCCGAUGACCAUGUUGAUCGACGAGUCUCCCCGCUGGCUGAUUCAGAAGGGCUUCGGGGCAGAGGCGGCCGCGGUGCUCGAAAGGGCGGCACUGAAGAACGGCGUCCAGCUUUCAGACGGAACCAACUCGUAUCUGGAGAAGCUCAAACUGCUGACCGCGAGUUCCGGAGCAGCGGCCACAGGGGAUGGAUGCCAGUACUCGUGGAUCUCGAAUGCCUUGUCUUAUCUCCGGUCGCCUGCCAUGCGCCUCGUCCUUGUGGUUACGCCCUUGGUCUGGAUCUUCCAAAGGAUGGUGUACGUGGGCAUCAUCCUCAGUGCCAACAACUUCACCAGUAACAGCCCCUUCGAGUUUGUGAUCAUUUCCGGCGGAAUCGCUGGGAUAACAAUCCUUCUGACGACGCCCGUCAUGGUGAAGCUCGGCAGGAAGACCCUUAUUGUUGGGGCCUUCCUCACCAGCACCGUCAUGCUGCUCUGCGACUUGGCUGUGCCCGCAGAACACUGGUGGCUCAAAUGGAUCCUCGUCCUGGGCGCCUUCUGCUUCUCCGUCGGGGCCUUCCAGGUUAACUACGUGUUCGCGGCUGAGCUGAUGCCGACGGUGAUUCGAACUCGCGGAUUCACACUCUGCAAUCUCGUGGGCUGUAUUGGGGAGGCGCUCGUCCCUAUUAUAACGGAAGUGGUGAGUCGCUACGCCUGGUGGGCCUCGAGUGUGUGCUUCGGGUUAGCGGGCAUCGUGGCAAGCGUCCUAGUGACCUUGCUUCCCGAGACGAAGGGGAGGUCACUGCCGGAGAGCAUCGCGGACGUCGAGGAGAGACACAACAGCAUCAAGAACAAAGACACAGACAAAGACACAAAGAAAGAGAAGGGUCUUGUAUGAUAAAGAGACAAAUACAUAGAUAAAAAAACAGUGAACAAACAAAGACACUAACAAAGACACAAAGAAAGAGAAGGGUCUUGUAUGAUAAACAGACAAACAGAUAGAUAAACAAAAACAGCGAACAAACAAAGACACUAACAAAGACACAAAGAAAGAAACAAAAGUGUUGUAUGAUAAACAAACAAACAAACAGACAAAUUAAAACCAUAUAAUACUCUUAAAUGAAGAGACAAUGAAGAAGAACAAACUGCGUUGGUCAUUUCUUUUGACUUCUGUGAUAACGGUUGCAGAUCAUAACCUUUCUGAUAUCCGUAGGAGGAGAAGGAAGGACAAUAACACAGUAAAUAAUAAUAACAACGCUAAUAAUAAUAAUAAUGCUAAUAAUAAUAUUAAUAAUAAAGGAAGAUAGGAGAGGAAAUAAUAUGAAGUAUAUAUAUAUAUGAGUAUGAUAUAUGUCGUGUUGUGAUAUUGAUGCUAAAAACAAUAGCUUACCUUUAACAUAUAUUGCAGACAAAUGUCAAAAUGUAGCAUCUAUCAAAAGAUCAAAUAAAUAUGUAUAAUCAUUUGUAAAGAAGAAAUCUUAAUGGAGUCUGUAAGAUGCAAAGAUUUCAUCUCUUCUAAUUCGAAGUGUUAUAUAAAAAAUGUAAACAAAGAGCCAUUUUGAACAUCGGGCAAAUAAACGUGCAAUAUUA
Molecule: messenger RNA, 2567 nt
Organism: Penaeus chinensis
Lineage: Eukaryota; Metazoa; Arthropoda; Malacostraca; Decapoda; Penaeidae
Product: solute carrier family 22 member 6-like
Exons: 13
Coding region: 1-1875 (624 amino acids)
Biological process (GO): transmembrane transport
Cellular component (GO): membrane
Molecular function (GO): transmembrane transporter activity
Source: RefSeq, a predicted model, not a curated record